AUGGAGCCCACUUCGUCCCAUUCAUCUGAUCGCACAAACGGCGAUGCUCACGAGCUCGACCACCUUGCCCCCACCUACCCAACACCCUCAGUACAGCCUGAGCAGGCAACGGGCAGGACACGCGUGCGCUUCAACAGCUCGGCCAAUGUUGAAGUCCCCAUUUCUCCCCAGCUCUCUCCCAGCAAUGAGCCCGUUCAAGGGUCCGAUUUGGCAGAAAACACUGUCGACCAGCACACGGCCGAUGCCGAAGAGCUGCUCAAUGCCCACAAUGCCCGCCUUGCACAUGCUGAAACCGCACGUGCUGAGAGUUCAGAAGGUCAUGCUUUUAAUGACACCGACUCGGACGGUGGCUAUGCCGUCACAGGCAACAACAAUGGAGGCAUCUUCUAUCAGAUCCUCCAGACAUACAAGAACCCCGUACCUGCCUUCCCCGACGCCGCCUCCGAGCACAGCAACACCACCCCUCCCCAUCCCGUCUCUUCUUCUGGCGCCAACACGCCAAAACGGAAAUGGUACAAUGCCAACAAGCCCAUCCAGUCAACCGACACACUGGCCACUCUGAUUGGUGCUUCGGCCAAGUUGGCCAACCCCAAAGAUGAAAAGAAAGACCCUCCUAUGCGACCACGCCAGCACAAGCGCACGGCUAGUGGUGGCAUUGUUGCAAAAGUCUGGAAGGCCAAAGAAGACCAGGACGCCAAGAUCAAAAUUCAUGUGGCCAACAUCCUCAAGCGACAGCAAUACAUCAUUCGCAUGUGUCGUGCUCUCAUGCUUUUUGGCGCACCCACUCAUCGCCUCGAGGAGUAUCUUGCCAUGACAGCAAAGGUUCUUGAGAUUAACAGCCAGUUUCUCUACAUCCCUGGUUGUAUGAUCAUUUCUUUUGACGACAACCUUACCCAUACCGCCGAAGUCAAGAUUGUCCGCACUGCCCAGGGCGUCAACCUGGGUAAGCUCAAGGACACCCAUGAGAUUUACAAAGAGGUCCUGCAUGAUGUCAUCAGUCUCGACGAAGCUCUUGCCCGCCUCGAUACCGUCAUCAACGCGAAAGACCGCCACCCCGUCUGGUUGACCGUCAUCAUGUAUGGCUUGGCCAGCGCGGCCGUUUCCGUCUUCUUCUCAGCACGCUUCAUUGACAUGCCUAUUAUCCUCGCCCUUGGUAUGGUUUUGGGCGUGCUCCAAUUGGUCAUCGCUCCACUCUCCAAGACGUACAGCACUGUUUUCGAAAUCUCGGCUACCAUUCUCAUGAGCUUCCUUGCUCGUGCUUUUGGCAGCAUUGACAAUGGAAACCUCUUCUGUUUCUCAGCUAUUGCACAGAGCGCCAUCGCCUUGAUCCUUCCCGGCUGGUUGGUCCUGAGCUCUGCCCUCGAACUCCAGUCCCGUGCCAUUGUGCCCGGCUCCAUCCGACUCGUCUUUGCCAUCAUCUACUCUCUCUUUCUGGGAUAUGGCAUAACCGUCGGCACAGCCAUCUACGGUGCUAUCGAUAGCAAUGCCACCAACGCGACCCAAUGCCAGGAACCCCUACACCCAUACUGGAGCUUCCUCUUCGUUCCUCUGUAUGUCUUCUUCACGACCUUCACCGUACAAGCAAAGUACAAGCAAAUGCCCGCCAUGAUCAUCAUUGCAUUUGCUGGUUACUUGGUCAAUUUCUACGCCAGCAAGAAAUUCUCGUCCUCUGCUCCAAUCGCAUACACAUUCGGUGCCUUCACCGUCGGUGUUCUGGCCAACCUCUACAGUCGACUGCGCCACGGAGUUGCUGCUGCUGUCCUCCUACCCGCCGUCUAUGUACAGGUGCCUGGAUCUCUUGCAUCAAGCGGGAGUAUCAACUCUGCUCUGAAAACUGCAUCCGCCUUGAUCAAAGGCGCAGCGGGAGCGGCUGAUUCGAGUCCCGAUAGUUUGAACGCUAUCGUCUUCAAUGUCGCAGCUUCCAUGAUCCAGAUUGCCAUUGGCAUUACUGUCGGCUUGUUCAUGGCGGCCCUCCUCGUCUACCCAAUGGGCAAACGACGGAGUGGUCUCUGGACUCUAUAG
Molecule: messenger RNA, 2022 nt
Organism: Bipolaris zeicola 26-R-13
Lineage: Eukaryota; Fungi; Ascomycota; Dothideomycetes; Pleosporales; Pleosporaceae
Exons: 2
Coding region: 1-2022 (673 amino acids)
Biological process (GO): transmembrane transport
Molecular function (GO): transmembrane transporter activity
Source: RefSeq, a predicted model, not a curated record